AUGAUAUUUUGUGUUUUGUAUGUUCUGAAAAAUCUUCUAGGUUCUUAUCCAAUUAUCACAUUAACAACCAUUUGGUUUCUCUACUGUUGCGGAUGGGGAUUUUCUGAUCAGAAUGUGCCAGUUUAUGCUAGUAUCAACAGAUAUUCAUAUCAAGCAUUGGGGUUUUUACCGAAACGAAUACAUAAAGUUUUUUUACAAAGCUCAGAGAGUCAGCAACCCGGUCUUAAGAAUCCUGACCUAACUAAAAAAUUUCCCUUUUACUCUACUUCAAGUGGAUCAAACAGUUAUAAUCUCCGUUUUUGUUGGAACUUGCCUAUAUGCAUGCAAUCAGUUUUAAGACAGCAGGGUGUUUGGUUGGCUCUGUCUAACUUGAUACUAAACUUGUACUGUGGUAUAAAAGAGUCAUUGAAAUUCAUAAAUAAUCAGAAGGUUGACGAUUAUAAGUUUUGGCCGGGGUGUUGGUUGGUACGAUUGCUUCACACUUUACAACAGGUGAACACGACAUCAUUUUACUGUAAAUACAAAGGUGUAGAGGAAACCGUGGGACCUAAAAACAAAUCUGAACAGUGUAUAAGAACCAAGUGA
Molecule: messenger RNA, 585 nt
Organism: Komagataella phaffii GS115
Lineage: Eukaryota; Fungi; Ascomycota; Pichiomycetes; Pichiales; Pichiaceae
Exons: 1
Coding region: 1-585 (194 amino acids)
Source: RefSeq, a predicted model, not a curated record